UGCAUAGCAGUGAGUUUAGGCUCCUUAAACCGAGUUAAGAGGCCAUUGAGCUACAUUUAUAGCUUAAUAUGGCUCAAAGCUGGAUCAUGCGAAGUUGCUCGUUGAUCAUUUGAAGUGAAGAAUGUGUACAAGUGCAUUUAAGACCAGGUUUGAAAACACUUCACCUUCUCAUGCAGGAAAUGCCAGUGGAUAAGGUUGCAGAAGCAUUGGUUGUUGGCUUAGGAGAGAGCAAACAUCUGUGCUGUCAUAGACAGCCCUUCAAAAGUGAGUAGAGGUGCUGGCAUUUGCUGGAAAUCAGAUCUCAAGCUAGCUCAAUUUAAGGUCCCGUCAUCUUAGACGGUCUUUAAGACAUGUCUUCUAACCAUGUGACACAUGUAUUAAACCAUGGAUGGUGCUGGUUUUCCGAACAGGUCUCACAAUUAAGUUAGAGCAGCUUGACAAGUUACCUGGGCUUUGCAUGGUAUGAAGGACAGCUUGUGGCUACUUCAUUCCUUGGCUGCUGACUGCUUGUAGAGGUCAAUACCAAAACUACUACAUCAUUUUUGGUUGGGAAGUCUUGAGUGUGUCUGCCAUAUGUCACUAGUUCAGAAAGAGCUGGGGAAGUAUGCCUUUAAAUGUUAGUAAUGCAAUAACGGAGUUUGUUUUAUUUAUUUAUUAAACAUGUCCAAGUAUUAGAGAUUCUUUCAAGUCUUUCUCUUGGCUCCUCUUGCUACUUUUUAUGAGAUGAGAGUUCACAGUGAUCUGCUUGACAUCUAAAAAAAAUUAAGAGAAACAGAGAUGGAUAGGACUGCCCCUAAAGAAGGUAAGGGUUUUUGGGCCUCUGUGGAAAAACAGUAGUGCUUUCAGAGUGCUCAUACCAGUGGCCAUGAUGGAAGCCAUGGUAGCUCCUUUUUUAAUGACAGAAAAGCUCCUUGGGUAAACAGCGGUUAGCCCUGAACUGAGGAAUACAAUCAAGGGGCAGUAUGACAAUCUCUCUCCUGGUUUUAUUGGACCAGAACAUGAUUGGGUUGGUUAGGGAAAGGGGGACUCUUAUUAUGAAGUGGCUCCCCUGGUGGUGAGAGAGGGAAACAGAAAGAGGGACCGACCUUUAUUGAGAGAGCAGCUCCAACGAACGGCAGACAUUUUCUGACUGUCCUGCGGAAGGCAGCUGGUGUGGCUGCCAAUCAGAUGAGGGUUGAGGAGCUAGGCAGGGGUGGGGGAGGGGCAGCAGUGGGAAGAGCCUGGAUUUUGCUGUAAUUACUGCACCUUCUGACCACCUUCUUUUGAGCCUGGCUGCUGAAAAUUCCCACAGUAGAUGUUGAAGGCUGCCAAUGUCCACACAUUCCCUGAUAGCUUCAUGGUUCUGGAUUGACGAAUGAGCUCAGAGAGCGAGCACAGGGAGGGCCUGCCGGUUUGGUCAAGGGGGUUUUGGGGAAGAAAGAAUCCAUGAAGACAGAGAGCAUGAAGGACGCUCACAGCGAACUACAAGAAGGGGGCGACGGGGCCUGCUUGAGUAGGUUGGCAGAACCUUCCAAAAACAACACUGAUAUGAAUGGGACCGAUGAGGGUGCAGAAGCAAGAAAAGCUCAGCGGGGCCAUGCCGUCCAAGGGCCACCUGUCCCAUCGCAAGCUACGGAGAAUGGGCUACCAGAGACUGAUCCCCCUCAUGGCUCCACCAUGGGCAGUAAUGGAUAUAUUCUCAGUAAGGGUCAGGAGGACUCACCGGCUGCCCAGCAUAGGACUAGCUGGUCCCCCAUGGGGACUUCGACUGCAGGGCAUGCCUCUAAAACACUCCCUCCUUCAGCAACACAACAGCCCCAGGGCCUGGGAACUCUAAGGAUCGAUACAGGGCCCAGCUUGGCAGAGGGGCGCUCAGAAAAAGAGACUAAGAAUGGCAUGGCGUCGAAAACACCUCCGCCUGUAACGAUACACAGAGCACGCAAAACCAUGUCCAGGCCAGCCUCGAAUCAGCCACUAAAGAUUUUAAACAGGGAAACAAAAGAGCCAAGUGUGGUGAAACCUGAGAGAGUAGAUGGAGCUGAACCUGGGCCACCUCCACAGAUCCCUCCCACUCAGAACCAGCUACCUCAGAGCCAAACAGAUGCCACACCAGCCAAGCCACACACAGUAGCAUCCGUGUUGAGAAAGAAGAAGAGAAAGAUGGGAACGUACAGCCUCAUUCCCAAGAAGAAGACCAAAGUCCUGAAGCAGCGCACAGUACUGGAGAUGUUCCAGCGUAUCUCACAAUCUCCACCCAGUCCUCAGCAGCCAAAAGAGGCUGUACAGGUCAAUGGAGAGCAGGGAGAGAAUGAGUCUGAGGAAGAGGAGUCGGAGGAGGACUCGGAGGAGGAAGAUGACUUGACUGGAGAAGAGACUGUCCCAGCAUCUCAGGAGGGCAGCAGAAUACCUUCUGUCCCACAGCUUGGUGAUGAGCAAGAGUCUGAGGAGUCUGCAGAAGAAGAAGGUGAAGAAGAGGAAGAGGAAUCUGACUUGAGUUUGGAAUCUAGCUUGAAGAAGAAGUUGAAAAAAAAAUCCAAGGGAGACAACCCAUGGCUACGGCCAGCCCGGAAACGCAAGAAGAAGUUAAAGUCUAAGUCCGAGGGAAUUCCUGGUGUGGAUGUCCAGACUCAGUCAGCGGCUCAGAGCCCAGGCCAAGCCCCUGCCUUGACCCCGGUUCCAGGCCCUGCCUGUUCCCCCACACCUGAUGACCAAGGCAAAGAGUACACGGAGGUUCCAUUAGACUCAAUCGACCUGGAAGCCCAAGAACUUCUACUGAAUACUCAGACCACAGGCGCAUCGGGGCCACCAGCGGGCGCUGCCACUGACAUGGUGCAGGAGCUCCCUCUCUGCAGCUGCCGUAUGGAGACGCCCAAGAGCAGGGAGAUCCUCACACUGGCUGACCGGAAGUGCAUGGCCACUGAGAGCGUGGACGGACAGCUGAGCCGCUGCCAGAGUGCUGUGCUGAAGCACGAGAUGAUGAGGCCGUCGAACUCUGUGCAGCUGCUAGUGCUAUGUGAGGAGCACCGCACGGGAAUGGUGAAGCACCAGUGCUGCCCGGGCUGCGGCUAUUUCUGCAGGGCGGGAACCUUCAUGGAGUGCCAGCCAGAAGUGAACAUCACCCACCGUUUCCAUCGGUCCUGUGCGUCAGUGCUGAAGGGCCAGAGCUUCUGUCCACACUGUGGUGAGGAUGUCAGCAAAGCCAAGGAAGUCACCAUUGCCAAGGCUGACACCACUUCCACCGUGCCCCCCAGCCAGGGCCCCAGCACUCCGGGCACCUCGGAGGGUAGGGCGGACACCACCACUGGAGGGCCAUCUCACCUCUCUUUGCCUGGAGAGGGUAAAGCAGACAGCACCUUAUCCAGAGCUCCAGAAGCUGUGGAUGGGUCUGCUUCUCCAGGGACCAGCAGACCAGGGCUUUUGGGUUCAGUAGCAGGGACUGGAUUUUCAGCAGGACCCCCUAAAGAGACUUUGGAAACCAUCCUACUUGCACUGGAUUCAGAGAAGCCCAAGAAGCUUCGCUUUCAUCCAAAACAGCUGUAUAUUUCUGCCAAACAGGGAGAGCUGCAGAAGGUCUUACUCAUGCUGGUGGACGGAAUCGAUCCCAACUUUAAAAUGGAGAGCCAGAGCAAGCGCACACCACUCCAUGUAGCAGCUGAGGCUGGACACCAAGAGGUCUGCCACAUGUUGGUCCAGGCCGGUGCUAACCUAGACAUAUGUGAUGAAGACCAGCGCACGCCUUUGAUGGAGGCCUGUGAGAACAAUCACCUAGAGACAGUGCAGUACCUACUGAGGGCUGGAGCCAUUGUCUCGCACAAGGAUGGUGAAGGCUCUACCUGCCUUCACCUUGCUGCUAAGGUUGGACAUUUUGGUAUUGUGGAGCAUUUGCUGUCUACAGGUUUUGUAGAUAUUAAUUGUCAGGACGAUGGAGGCUGGACAGCAAUGAUUUGGGCAACGGAGUACAAACACAUAGAACUGGUCAAGUUGCUGCUAUCAAAAGGUGCUGACCCAAACAUCAGAGACAAGGAGGAGAAUAUCUGUUUGCACUGGGCAGCAUUCUCUGGCUGUGUGGAGAUUGCGGAGAUUCUCCUGGAGGCCCGGUGUGAUCUUAACACGGUCAACGUCCAUGGAGACUCACCUCUGCACAUUGCAUCACGGGAGAACCGGCUGGAAUGCAUCAUCUUGUUUCUGUCGCGUGGGGCUGAUGUGAGCCAAAAGAACAGGGAAGGAGACACGCCCAUGGAGUGCUGCAGUCAGAACUCCAAGGUGUGGAGCACACUGCAGGCCAGCAGGAGGCAGAGGGAGACCAGCGGUGACGAGAGUUCUCCAGGAGAGAAACUCCUCAACAGGGACAUAGCACGGGGCUACGAGAGAGUACCUGUCCCAUGUGUAAAUGCUGUGGACAGUGAGGCUUGUCCUGAUGACUACAAAUACGUCCCUGACAACUGCGUCACCUCCCCCAUGAAUAUUGAUAAAAACAUUACUCACUUGCAGUAUUGUGUUUGCAAAGAUGACUGCUCUUCAGCCACCUGCAUGUGUGGCCAGCUCAGUCUGCGCUGCUGGUAUGACAAGGAGAGUCGACUGCUUCCGGAAUUCUGUUGCGAGGAGCCGCCUCUCAUUUUUGAGUGCAACCAUGCCUGCUCCUGCUGGAGAACCUGCAAGAAUCGCGUCGUUCAGAACGGACUUCGGACCAGACUGCAACUGUUCAGGACUCAGAACAUGGGUUGGGGCGUUCGCACGUUACAGGAUAUUCCUCGAGGAACGUUCGUCUGCGAAUACGUGGGUGAGAUCAUCUCGGACGCGGAGGCCGACGUCAGGGAGGAUGAUUCCUACCUUUUCAGCCUGGACAGCAAGGCCGGGGAUAUGUACUGUAUCGAUGCUCGUUUCUACGGCAACAUCAGUCGGUUCAUAAACCACCACUGUGAGCCGAACCUGUUUCCGUGCCGAGUGUUCACCUCACACCAGGACCUGCGCUUUCCGCACAUCGCCUUCUUUGCCAGCAAGAACAUCAGCACUGGGGACGAGCUAGGGUUUGAUUACGGCGAUCACUUCUGGGACGUGAAGGGCAAGCUGUUCAGCUGCCAGUGUGGCUCGUCUCAGUGCAAGCACUCAGCAGCGGCCGUCGCACACCAGCAGGCAGACAGCACGCCGGGCGAGCAACAGACCACCACCCUCCCGGACACCAGCUCGUCCAUCACGCCCCCGAGCCCCAGCUGAGCCCCCCCCGGCCUGGGCUCCCCCGCCUUCCCCGCCUUGCCUGGGCUACCGUUCCUUGCCCUCUACCAGCUGCCCGCACCAUCACCUCCGUCACCAGCACACCCCGGCAGUGCCCAAGUCAUGUGGGGAGUCCUGGGAAGCAGCCUGCCUGCACCACAGGCCUCUCACUCCAACCUCGCCGCCUGCCUGACGGAGGGGCAUGCACGCAGACCGAGAAACUGGGCGUGCUCGGUAGAGGAGACGGACGGACACAGACUGACUUGUCAGCGUCUAGUUCUUCUGGUUUAGGAUGGCAUUUGUUUUCCUGUUGCAAGGGGCUGCCACAUACAAGCUUGCGCGCGUGAGCUAAACUGUGCCAAGUUGCCCUGCAGGAUUCCUCAUCACUCUGUAUCUGUUUGGAGCGUGUGAGAGCUCAUGUCAUUCUGUCACCUUCUGUUCCCUGCAGCCAGUGUCCACGCACAAUUCAGUGACCAAGAUGUGUUUACUUCACGUCAACCUUUUUUGGAACAUCUGGGACGCAUUCACUCACAGCACACUGACCUUUCUCAAGGACUUCACUUUCCAGGCAUUUAUGAUGACAAACAUUUGAAAUUCCAAAUUAAAUUGUUGGCUAAAUAUUUUGAAAUUCAAUCAGGUUUUUUUUUUUUUUUUUAUAUAAAACCCUUCAAGUUAUUGUAUUUUUUUAAACCGCUUCGUAGCAUAUCCCGAUUGUUUGAUGAUCGAUUAUAUUGGAAUAGUCUUCACGUGCAAAUCGAUACCAGUAUGUUCCAAGCCCAGUCUUAAUGCUUUGUGGACCACACUGAGCUCAUGUGGUUAUUAUUGACUCAUUUGCAGACAAUUCUGAACAUCUGUUAAUGUGGUUAAACUCUCAUAGCUGCUGGCCGCUUGUUAGCGUAUUUGCAGAUCUCUUUUGCUGAUCAGUACCCAUCUGUUGGGUUUGUUCUCCUAGCCCGACACAGACAAGGGGAGGUUCUGGAAGUCUCGGUGAUAAACUGCCCAUUUUGAAUCAUCUCCCGCAUGUUGCUGGCUUCGACAGGUUUGCCUAAUAUGAAAUGCACACCUUAUUCUAUUCAAUUGCUAUAAUUCCUGAGCUGGUUUGAUUUUGGUUUUGCUUCAGUCAUGCCAGCCCAUUGGCCCUUCCUGUGCUGUAGGAGUGGACUGCUCUAAACACGUUUGUGGUUUCCAUGGCUUGGCCCUCCCUGCUACCUGUCCAGAAAUGUUGCUGUUUCGAACAUUUCCUCUCAACAGCAACGAUCCUUUUGUAUUUCUCUUGAUUAACAUGGCAAGACUUCAAUAGUUUGCUUAAAAGACCAUGAAAAAUCAAACUACAGACAUUUUGGUCAAAGAAUGUGUGGCUGGACAAUAGGAUAUUGCAAAUGGUGCUGAAAAAAGGUUUUGUUUUAUGUUAUUUUUUUAUUACUCACUAUGAGAAUACAAGAUGUAAAAUAAGAUGAAGCAAGUGUUGCUUUUUUCUUCAUUUUUACACUUAAAUUUACCUCUGGUUUUCUAACUCUAGUCGUCAUCGUUAGCCUGUUCCUAUUUUGUUAAAUGCGUUCAUGUUGCUAGUGAAGCUAUUAUUCUGUCGUUUUAAAUGUUGGUAGUAUAGUCACGUUAUUUGUGCUGAUUCUGACAUGUAGAUCCAAAACACUGCAAAAUGAAAGGAAAAAAUGUUACAUAUUUCUCAAGGUAGACACGAUGCUCCAAUGCAUCGAAUGGUUGUAUAUUUUUGUUUGUUUUGGGUUUUUUUUCCUUCAAUAAAUGUACUUCUAAUAAAACAGGUAAAAAUAAUCUUUUGACUAACAACUACUAAUACUGCCGAUGUCAGAUAUUUCCAUUUACUUCAGCUGUGCACUACCUGCCUUGCUGUAAGCAAGCACUGGCUGGGACUGAAUAAACGACUGCCACAGACUAACCAGGACCAACUAAGUAACCAGGUCCUACUAAAUAAACAGGACUAAGUAGCUGGUACUGACUAAGUAACCAGGACUGACUAAAUUGAAAAAUGUUGAAGAAUCCACGCAGUACUGCCAAAGUUCAGCUUCAUUUGCCACAGAGAACUUGCUCAUGUUUAAACUCUCAUGCAUGUAUGAGCUUAAGAAUGCAACUAACAUGAAGGGCUUUUCGGUCUCUGUCAAGUUCCAGGGCUGAUCUGCAGGUUUUUACAGGUGAGUGUUUUUUCUUUUAUUCUUAAACACUCAGUUCUUAUCUUUGAAUUUUGAAUCUGCACCACUAUGAACAAGGUCAAAGUAAGCCAGUGCUCCAGAACAAAGUGAAACAUGAAGCAGGAAGUCUCUGAUUGUUCCCCAGCAGUCUUUUCAGUUUCUAAAAAUGAUAUGAUGGUUCUCUUCCUGAUUAUGGAGAGAAAUACUUGAUUCAGAGAUAAGUCAAACAGGGGACUGGGGAAAAGGCUUUUAAGGAGCCAGACAGGAAACUGCCUUUCCGCAUUCCACAGAGCCAAAUCUAGAGGCCCAGUUCCUGUGUCUUCAUCUUUUAGUGUCAAGUGCAUUGGGGAGGACUGCUUUGAGUGCAUCCACUUUCUGAGUAUGAGCCUAUUGGCACCCGAGAACUCGGAUCUUAAACGUCCUAAAGCAACAAUAUUAAGGGCCGACAGCAAGCCAUGAGAGGAGCGGAGCACCAAAGCUCCAAAUGGACGGAACGGAGAGCCACAGUGGUGUACGGUAGGACCACCUUGGCUUCCCAGCUGUGACUGGUGUAGUUUAUGCAUUGAAUUACCAGCCUUUACCUAAUCCAGCUAACGGUGCAUGUACUUGUUUUAAUGUAACUUUAUUUAUCUUCUAAUACGUAAACCAUCACCUUUUGGCACUUAACACUUUUGAGUUGACAGUGUAAUUACAUUAGGGGUCUAUGCACUUGUGUGAGAGAGUAAUGGUAACGCACCUUUUUUUCUUUCUUUCUUUUUUUUGCACCAUGUACGUAGAUUAUAUUCUUUGCAGAUUAAAUAAAACUGAAUUCAAAUGUUACACUUAAGAUCAUGAAAACAUUUUGUUAGAAAUUCACUGUAAAUUCCAGUUAAACCAUGGGCCUUUUAGGUGUGUAAUGUUUGUAAAUGAAUUCCUAAUAAAAGUAUUUUGUGCUAAA
Messenger RNA from Electrophorus electricus (electric eel), 8292 nucleotides. It is a transcript of the gene ehmt1b, whose product is annotated as euchromatic histone-lysine N-methyltransferase 1b. Gene Ontology annotation, biological process: negative regulation of transcription by RNA polymerase II; peptidyl-lysine dimethylation. The record is from RefSeq and is a predicted model, not a curated record. NCBI's taxonomy places the organism in Eukaryota, Metazoa, Chordata, Actinopteri, Gymnotiformes, Gymnotidae. Gene Ontology annotation, cellular component: chromatin; nucleus. Gene Ontology annotation, molecular function: p53 binding; zinc ion binding; histone H3K9 methyltransferase activity.